Aspergillus bombycis is the source of this 1476-nucleotide messenger RNA. RefSeq names its product putative gtp-binding nuclear protein gsp1 ran protein. Gene Ontology annotation, biological process: ribosomal subunit export from nucleus; protein import into nucleus. The transcript has 10 exons. Gene Ontology annotation, molecular function: GTPase activity; protein binding; GTP binding. Bases 1 to 1476 code for a protein of 491 amino acids. Lineage: Eukaryota; Fungi; Ascomycota; Eurotiomycetes; Eurotiales; Aspergillaceae. Gene Ontology annotation, cellular component: nucleus; cytoplasm. The record is from RefSeq and is a predicted model, not a curated record.
AUGGACGACAAUAUUCAUGCUCCGACAGUGGCCUCCGGUCCUACGACGACCGGAGGGUCUGACCGCGAUCCGGCCAAGCUCUCCAUGGUCGAAUUGAUGCAGGAAAAGGAACGUAUUGAAGAGGAACUUUCAGCGCUAAGCAGUGUGCUUACUUCUCAUGGAGUUAACAUGAAUUCAUCGCUGACAACAUUCGACGACUUCCCACGGGCCGAUAUCGAUGUUGCCCAGAUCCGCACAAUACGCGCGAAAAUCAUUCGACUCCGCUAUGACCACAAAGAGGUUAUGAAAUAUCUCGAGAAAGGUAUUCACGAUCAUUUCUCGAACCUCCAACGCGCGCAAAGCGACACAUCUUCUGUCAGUAAUAUAAAUGGGCCUAAUGGAACACAAUCAAAUUUGACUGGCAAUUCUUCGUCGGAUGCCGCGAUGCUUGGACCACCAUUCGCGAGAGUAAACAGUGUCGCACCGGCAAGUCCUGCGGAUCAGGCUGGCCUGAAAGCGGGAGACAAGAUACGCAGCUUUGGGGCCAUUAAUUGGAUUAACCAUGAGCGUCUUUCGAAAGUGGCCGAAUCGGUCCAACAAAAUGAAGGGCGUACUUUAAUCGUCAAAGUUCUCCGUCAAGACGGGGGCGAUGCCACAGAACUGGACUUGGAGCUUGUGCCACGACGGGGCUGGGGUGGUCGUGUCGCAACCGUUUGUCGACUUUUGACACGCAUCACCUUCUUCCGGGACCUUAUCGUUUUUGUGAUUUAUUUUCACAUUUUCUUCUCACAUAAACAUCACCAUGCUGCUGCCCCACCAACCUUUAAGCUUGUCCUUGUCGGUGACGGUGGUACUGGAAAGGCAAAAGGCCCCUCUAUUACCACUCUUUAUCCUCCCCUCUCCGCCGCCAUCACCACUUUCGUCAAGCGCCACCUUACUGGCGAGUUCGAGAAGAAGUAUAUCGCAACUCUCGGUGUCGAAGUGCACCCUCUCACUUUCACCACCAACCUGGGAACCAUCCAGUUCGAUGUGUGGGAUACUGCCGGUCAGGAGAAGUUCGGUGGUCUGAGAGAUGGAUACUAUAUCAACGGCCAGUGCGGUAUCAUCAUGUUUGAUGUUACCUCCCGUAUCACCUACAAGAACGUCCCCAACUGGCACCGUGACCUUGUCCGUGUCUGCGAGAGUAUCCCCAUCGUGCUGUGCGGCAACAAGGUCGAUGUUAAGGAGCGUAAGGUGAAGGCCAAGACCAUCACCUUCCACCGCAAGAAGAACCUCCAGUACUACGAUAUCUCCGCGAAGUCGAACUACAACUUCGAGAAGCCCUUCCUCUGGCUUGCCCGGAAGCUGGUCGGCAACCCCCAGCUGGAAUUCGUUGCUGCCCCUGCUCUUGCUCCCCCCGAGGUGACGGUCGACCACACCGUUCUUCAGAAGUACCAGGAGGAGAUGGAGGCUGCUGCCAACCAACCUUUGCCCGACGAGGAUGAUGCCGACCUGUAA